AUGAAAUAUCUAGUCAUUUUAUUUGUUUGUAUUUUUAACACACUAGCUUAUAAUUAUAAACCAGUAAUUUUAUUACAUGGAAUCCUCACUGGACCAGAAAGUAUGGAAUUAAUUAAAAGUCGUAUAGAAGAGAAACAUCCAGGAACUAUUGUUUAUAAUAUUGAACAAUUUGGUGGAUGGUCUAGUCUUGAGAACAUGUGGUAUCAAGUGCAACAAAUUUCUCAAUACAUUUCAAAUAUUACUAUAAAACAUCCAGAAGGCGUACAUUUUGUAGGUUACUCUCAAGGAGCUCUCUUAGGCAGAACUAUUUUACAAGCCAAUCCAAACCACAGGAUUCUUCGAUAUAUAUCUUUAAGCGGACCACAGGCUGGCCAAUAUGGAACUCAGUUUCUGCAUUUAUAUUUCCCAGGUUUAGCUCUUGAAACAGCUUUUGAAUUGUUUUAUUCUAGAGUUGGUCAGCAUACUUCUGUGGGGAACUAUUGGAAUGAUCCUUAUCACAACAAAUUGUACCUGAGUUACUCACAGUAUUUACCUUUUGUAAAUAAUGAACUAGAAUCUAAUAAAAGUGACCAAUUCAAACAGGGCCUUUCAAAACUAGAUAUGCUGGUUCUCAUAGGAGGACCAGAUGAUAAUGUGAUAACACCCUGGCAGUCUAGUCAAUUUGGAUAUUACAAUAAAAAUGGAACUGUGGUGGACUUAAAAGAUCGGGAUAUUUACCAACAAGAUUCCAUUGGACUGAAAACUUUAUAUGAGAAAAAGAAGUUAAAAAUUAUAACUGUACCUGGAAUAAACCACUUCAUGUGGCACCUCAAUGUAUCUAUAUGUGAUAAUUAUAUUUUACCAUAUCUCAAUUGA
This is a messenger RNA of Psylliodes chrysocephalus, 855 nucleotides long. NCBI's taxonomy places the organism in Eukaryota, Metazoa, Arthropoda, Insecta, Coleoptera, Chrysomelidae. The record is from the annotation of a GenBank genome assembly.